CACGAAGCAAAUCCCAGAGCUAUACUAUGCGCGUCAUCCACUCGCUCACCGCGCCCGCGCCCGCGCCGGCGACGGCGACGCCACCUGUCAGGCGGAGGACCAGCGCCGCCUGCAUCUCCCGGGAGUCCUCUCGGCCGCAACAGGCGCUUCCGACCCUGCCCUCUCGCCGGGCAGCACUGCUGGCCCUCAUCCUGGCCGGCACGACGCCCACGCCCCGCCCCGCCGCCGCCGCCUUCUCUCUCGGCAUCCCUGGGCCCAAGGAGUUGCUGCGGGAGCAGAAGAAGAAGUCGGCGCGCUUCCUCCUCGCGCCCAUCGCCGCCUCCCGCGACAUCCUCCUCAAAGCCUCGAGCAUUCUCGCUUCGGCCAAUUUGGGUGCUGAGGACGCCGAGGAGGUGGGGCGGAUGCUCGGCGCGGCCGGGCGAGACUGCGUGCCGCGGCAGAGGAACUCGAUCGUCGCGCUGCAGUCGCGGUCCGGCGUUGAGGUCUGCACAUUCAGCUUGAUACUGAAGAAUGCUGCGUCGCUUCUCACUGAUAAGGACCCUCUCAAGGUUGAAGCUGAUGCUAGGCUUGCUGAGCUAAUACAAUCAUUCUCCGACCUGGGAACUGUGGUGGAUAACAGUAACUUUGAGCUCACUGCUGAUAGAGAGAAGAUGAAGGAUGGCUUGCUGAGCACCGUCUCUGCUAUUGACAAAUUUGAACAGAGUGUUAAAGAUUGUUUAGGUAUCUAGAGUUUAUUGAAAGCACCUUUGAGGGUUAACUAAUUUCAGAGUAACCUAAAUCUACCUGCGAGGUAAUGCGAUGCUCUUCUGUUCAUCAGUACCUACUGUUGUCCGACAAGUUUGUAUGUUUGAUUUGACAUAUUCUAUUAUGGUAAUAAUGGUCAUUACAUAACAGGGAAAAUGAAAUAUCAAAAGUACUUAGGGAGGUUUUGAUUGUAGAAGCCUAUCCUUUUUUUCUUAGUUCACUCAUUCCCUGUCUUCUGUCUGCUGUGCUCCACAACCCGCCGGCUUGCAGAGCAGCACUAAAAUCGUUGCCAUGUACUUUAAACUUUUGUUUUCUUAUCUUGUUCCUGAUACUCAUUAAACUAAAUUUUCUUUCGUUCGAUCUUAGUUUGAGAUAAGUUUGAUUAUUCUAGUUGUUAGUUAUUGAAUAAACUAAAACGCUUGGUAAUACAAUUUUUCAUCAGCAAGACUUUCCGGAUUACCUUGAACUGCAUCGUACUAUACAAGUCACAUACUCACAUCUAAGUUUUGGAAUUUGAU
Messenger RNA from Oryza brachyantha (malo sina), 1262 nucleotides. RefSeq lists its product as uncharacterized. The transcript has 6 exons. Gene Ontology annotation, cellular component: chloroplast. NCBI's taxonomy places the organism in Eukaryota, Viridiplantae, Streptophyta, Magnoliopsida, Poales, Poaceae. Bases 27 to 728 code for a protein of 233 amino acids. The record is from RefSeq and is a predicted model, not a curated record.